AUGAAUCUUAGCGGUAUCGUCAGGUGGCUGCGGCUGCCCGACAGCGAGGUGGCCGAGUCCAAUGUCUGGAUCAACGACGACAUUCGGCCCAUGCCGCCGAGCCGUCGACGAUGGACGUCAUGGACCUUCAUCUCCUUCUGGUUGACUAACCAAGUGGCCAUCUCUAACUGGCAGUUGGGAGCGUCUCUCGUCGCCGCAGGGCUCUCGGUCUGGCAGAGCGUGAUUGCCAUCAUUGUCGGGAAAGUCAUCAUCGCCCUCGUUGCCAUAGCCAACGGCAUGGUUGGCGCUGAAUGGCACAUCGGAUUUCCCGUGGUAUCUCGCUACAUUUGGGGCGUUUACGGACAGUAUCUUAUAUUGAUCCAAAGAAUCAUUCUUAGUCUUGUCUGGUUCUCCGUCCAAUCUUGGACUGGCGGCCUGACAGUUGUCAACUGCCUGUCUGCUAUCUUCCCUUCGUUCGAAUCACUGGGCAACGUGUUCCCCGAGUCUUCGCAUCUGACAUCAAAGGGCUUCAUUGGCUGGAUUCUUUACAACAUCCUUCUUAUCCCGAUUCUCUACAUCAGACCCGAGCGCAUCCAAAAGCUCCUUCUCGCCUUCAACGUCAUCUCAUCAGUCACCCUGGUGAGCAUCAUGAUCUGGGCUUUGGCAACUGCAGGCGACGCGGGUUCUCUUGUCAGGCAAGGGUCCAAGUCCAUGUCCUCGAGCGAGCUCGGGUGGCAGAUUGUGCACGGAAUCACCACCGUCAUUGGCAGCAUCGCCGUCGGCUUGACCAACCAGCCCGACUACUGUCGGUUCGCUCGCAAGCCGGGAGAUCAAGUUUUCGGACAAUGGUUCAGCAUCAUCUUCUUCGGCGCCAUCUUCCCCACCUUUGGAUGUCUUGCUGCGUCGGCAACUGGCGUCAUUUACGGCGAACCGAUCUGGAACCCGCCCUUGAUCGUGCAAGCAUGGCUUGACAAUGACUACAACUCCAAGAGCCGCGCUGGUGCCCUUUUCGCCGGCCUUGGUCUUCUUUGCAUCCAGCUCAGUAUCAACUCGGUUGACAACGCCUUCUCUGCCGGCAUGGACCUUGCGGGCCUGUUCAGCCAGUACAUCAACAUCCGACGCGGCGCUUACAUUGGCCUCGUGCUGAGCAUUGCUCUUUGUCCAUGGGAGCUUCUAUCGUCCGCAUCCGUCUUCAUCAGUGUUCUCUCCGCCUACAGCGUCUUCCUGGGGCCCGUGAUCGGCAUCCAGAUUUGCGACUACUUCAUCAUCCGUCGCCGGAGAAUUAAGCUAUCAGACCUGUAUCACCCCCACUCCGACGGUUCUUUCUACUACUGGAAGGGAAUCAACCCGCGCACUUUCGUAGCCUGGGUAUGUGGCUUUGCGACGCAGCUACCAGGGUUCGCGGCCAGCGUCACUCCUGAUAGCGUCAAGGUCGGCACAGCAUGGAUCAACCUAUACUACUUGGCAUUCCCUCUUGGCUUCGCCAUCUCGUUCCUCCUGCAUCUGGGCAUUAACACCAUGUGGCCACCCCCGGAAGCUGGCGUCAUCGAUGAUGUAGAUUACUAUGGAACCUUCACGGAGAGCGAAGCCAGGAAGAUGGGAGUGACGCUGCUUGAGACGGAAGUUCUUGAGGGCUCCCAGAAGGUGGUUGAUGUAGAGACGCCCAGUAAAGGUCCCCAGGCUUGGCUUAAGUCAGUAUUGAAAUAA
Molecule: messenger RNA, 1686 nt
Organism: Colletotrichum graminicola M1.001
Lineage: Eukaryota; Fungi; Ascomycota; Sordariomycetes; Glomerellales; Glomerellaceae
Product: NCS1 nucleoside transporter
Exons: 3
Coding region: 1-1686 (561 amino acids)
Biological process (GO): transmembrane transport; nucleobase transport
Cellular component (GO): plasma membrane
Molecular function (GO): nucleobase transmembrane transporter activity
Source: RefSeq, a predicted model, not a curated record